GAAUUCGGAGAAUCGGAAGUCGGCAUCAGGUUCUCCAGAGAAGGAAGACAGGUACUACACCACGAGAGGGUCAGUGGCUGGGUUGGGGUUGGGGUUGGAUGAGAAUGGAAAGGCCGGUGGUUCGAUUAUGAUGGAUGGAGGAGAGAGAGUUGGUGGUAGUGGCGGGGAUGAAAACAGAGGAGAGAUUGUUUGGCCGAAGCUGUAUAUAAGUUUGUCGAGUAAAGAGAAAGAGGAGGAUUUUAUGGCCAUCAAAGGCUGUAAACCUCCUCAGAGGCCUAAGAAAAGGGCCAAAAUCAUCCAAAGAACAUUACUUUUGGUGAGUCCAGGGGCAUGGUUGUCAGAGAUGUGCCAAGAGAAGUAUGAAGUAAGAGAGAAGAAGAGUUCUAAGAAGAUCUUUAGGCCAUCUCUUUCCUUACUUUUUACUUUCUAGCUUCAUUCGAUUCGGUGCACUCAACUCAUAAAGGUUUUCCUGCACCAAUGUCUUUAAGGUAAUGAGAUUUCAUAUCCUAGAACCAGAAUGAUUACUGGAAAAAAAGAAAAAAGGUUGAGAGUUAAGAAUAUGGUAUAUACUUAUUAAGUAGAGAUUAUGGUAUGCCUUGUGGGUAGACCCAUGCAAAAAUCAUUAGCACUUUCAAUCUCUAACUACUGCUUUUGGUGAUUUGACAUA
This is a messenger RNA of Camellia sinensis, 667 nucleotides long. NCBI's taxonomy places the organism in Eukaryota, Viridiplantae, Streptophyta, Magnoliopsida, Ericales, Theaceae. The record is from RefSeq and is a predicted model, not a curated record.